Messenger RNA from Melospiza melodia melodia, 11903 nucleotides. It is a transcript of the gene GRIN2A, whose product is annotated as glutamate ionotropic receptor NMDA type subunit 2A. Gene Ontology annotation, cellular component: plasma membrane; NMDA selective glutamate receptor complex. Bases 654 to 4919 code for a protein of 1421 amino acids. The transcript is spliced from 15 exons. Lineage: Eukaryota; Metazoa; Chordata; Aves; Passeriformes; Passerellidae. Gene Ontology annotation, molecular function: NMDA glutamate receptor activity. The record is from RefSeq and is a predicted model, not a curated record. Gene Ontology annotation, biological process: monoatomic ion transport; long-term synaptic potentiation; excitatory postsynaptic potential.
GGAGCCGCCGCACCUCCCGGAGCCCGGGCAGUGCCCGCCGCUCCCAGGGAGCGACAGCAGCUCCGUGCCCGCCGUCCUGGGGAGCUGCUGCGGCAAUAUCGCCGUUUAAAAAAAAAAGGGAAGAGAGGAAAAAAGAAAAGGGGAAAAAAAAAAAAAAAGAUGAAGAUGCUUAAAUGCCUCCUGCCAAAAGUAAAGAGCGAAUCUCAGUUGCAGUGGCUCCGCUAAAACUUGAUCAUGCGGGAUUUCAAGCGAUAAAGAGCUGCCGGGCUGCUAUUUACUGCGGUGGGAACAAGUUGCAGGAUGAAAUCCGGGCGUUAAGGGACCUGUUUUCCACUUCGCUGUUUGCAAAGGAAUCUACUGAAAUGACUUUGAGGAUCUUUAAACUGGAACUAUGUGGAGGGAGAAUGCACCCCCCCUUGCCUGUCUCCCUGUCCACGUAGCCGCCCUCCCGGGAUGCCAUGUCGCUCGCAGGCUGCGGCGGGGAUCACGCGUGCGGCCAGCGGCGCGGAGGCCAGCCCUGAGCCCGGGCAGCGAGGGGCGCGACAUGCCCGCGGUCGCGACAUGUCCUGCAGCGACACCGACAGCAGCACCGGCACCUCCGGCAGCCGCCGCCGCUCCGUCUCCUGAGGCGCUGGGGGAUAAAGCUGGCAAAGAUGAGGAAAAUUGGCUGUGCUCUCCUGGUACUCCAAGCUCUUCUGGCACCUUUGGAUCUUGUUCGUGGAGCAGAGAAAAAUUAUCCCAUCCUGAACAUUGCAGUGAUUCUGGGAAGGACCAAGCACAUAACAGAGAGAGAUAUCAGAGCUCUCUGGACCAGGGAAAUGUCAGCAGACCUGACUGUUGAUAUCAAUGUUGUGACUCUUCUUGUGAACCAGACUGACCCUAAGAGCAUCAUAACACAUGUUUGUGACUUGAUGUCAGGCACCAAGAUCCAUGGAGUGGUUUUUGGAGAUGACACUGAUCAGGAGGCAGUAGCUCAGAUUUUGGAUUUUAUUUCAUCUCAGACUUCUAUUCCAAUUCUUGGAAUUCAUGGCGGGGCCUCCAUGAUAAUGGCAGAUAAGGAUGUCAUGUCCACGUUCUUCCAGUUUGGGGCUUCCAUCCAGCAAGAAGCCAUUAUCAUGCUGAAGAUCAUGCAGGAUUAUGACUGGCACGUGUUCUCUCUGGUGACCACCACUUUCCCUGGAUAUCGAGAUUUCAUCAAUGUCAUUAAGACCACUGUGGAAAACAGCUUUGUGGGCUGGGACAUGCAGAACGUCAUCAUACUCGAUACUGCCUUUGGAGAUGAUGCCAAGACCCAAAUCCAGCUGAAGAAAAUCCAUUCAUCUGUCAUCCUGCUGUAUUGUUCCAAGGAUGAAGCUGUCUACAUCCUGGAUGAGGCUCGCUCCCUGGGCCUCACUGGCUACGAUUUCUUUUGGAUAGUUCCCAGCCUGGUUAGCGGUAACACAGAAAUCACUCCCAAGGAGUUUCCUUCAGGACUCAUUUCAGCAGCUUAUGAUGAGUGGGACUACAGUUUAGAAGCUCGGGUCCGGGAUGGCCUGGGGGUCAUUGCCACUGCUGCCUCAGCCAUGCUGGACAAGUACUCCUUCCUUCCUGAAGCACGGACCAGCUGCUACGGACAGCUGGAGAAAAACGACCGGCCCUCUCAAACCUUGCACAAGUUUAUGAUGAAUGUGACGUGGGAAGGCAGAGAUCUGUCCUUCACAGCAGACGGGUACCAGGCGCACCCCAGGCUGGUGGUGAUCGUGCUGAACAACGAGCGCGAGUGGGAGAAGGUGGGCAAGUGGGAGAACAACUCGCUGAGCCUCAAGUACUCGGUGUGGCCGAGGUUCAGCUCCUUCGCCGACAGCGACCCCGACGACAACCACCUGAGCAUUGUCACCCUGGAGGAGGCUCCCUUUGUCAUCGUGGAGGAUGUGGAUCCCCUCAUGGAGAGCUGCCAAAAAAACACCGUGCCCUGCCGGAAAUUUGUCAAACUUAACAACAAAACUAAUGAGGGAACGAACGUAAAGAAGUGCUGCAAAGGAUUCUGCAUCGAUAUCUUGAAGAAGUUGUCUAAAACUGUCAAGUUCACAUAUGACCUGUACUUGGUGACGAAUGGGAAGCAUGGCAAAAAAGUCAAUAACGUGUGGAACGGGAUGAUUGGUGAAGUGGUGUACCACCGGGCAGUGAUGGCCGUGGGCUCGCUCACCAUCAACGAGGAGCGCUCGGAAGUCGUUGACUUUUCGGUGCCGUUUGUGGAGACGGGGAUCAGUGUCAUGGUGUCACGGAGCAACGGCACAGUGUCACCGUCUGCUUUCCUAGAGCCUUUUAGUGCUUCUGUCUGGGUGAUGAUGUUUGUGAUGCUUCUCAUCGUGUCUGCCAUGGCUGUCUUUAUAUUUGAGUACUUUAGUCCUGUAGGAUACAACAGGAACUUAGCACAAGGGAGAGAUCCCCAUGGGCCGUCCUUCACCAUUGGGAAGGCAGUGUGGCUGCUGUGGGGCUUGGUCUUCAACAACUCUGUGCCUGUGCAGAACCCCAAGGGCACCACGAGCAAGAUCAUGGUGUCAGUCUGGGCUUUCUUUGCUGUCAUCUUCCUGGCCAGCUACACUGCCAACUUAGCUGCCUUCAUGAUUCAGGAGGAAUUUGUUGACCAAGUGACUGGGCUGAGUGAUAAGAAGUUUCAAAGGCCUCAUGAUUAUUCACCUCCUUUUCGGUUUGGGACGGUCCCAAAUGGAAGCACUGAGAGGAAUAUCCGGAACAACUACCCUGACAUGCACCUCUACAUGACCAAGUUUAACCAGAAGGGAGUUGAGGAUGCCUUGGUCAGCUUGAAAACUGGGAAGUUGGAUGCUUUCAUCUAUGAUGCAGCAGUGCUGAAUUACAAGGCUGGAAGAGAUGAAGGCUGCAAACUUGUCACAAUAGGCAGUGGGUACAUCUUUGCCACUACUGGCUAUGGGAUUGCUCUCCAGAAAGGAUCACCUUGGAAGAGACAAAUUGAUCUCGCCCUCCUCCAGUUUGUGGGAGAUGGGGAAAUGGAAGAGUUAGAAACCCUGUGGCUGACUGGUAUUUGUCACAACGAGAAGAACGAAGUCAUGAGCAGCCAGCUGGACAUCGACAACAUGGCAGGAGUGUUCUACAUGCUCGCAGCAGCCAUGGCACUCAGCUUAAUAACCUUUGUCUGGGAGCACUUAUUUUACUGGAAACUCAGAUUCUGCUUCACUGGAGUCUGCUCAGAUAGGCCAGGAUUGCUGUUCUCAAUCAGCAGGGGUAUUUACAGUUGCAUUCAUGGAGUACACAUUGAAGAGAAGAAGAAGUCUCCUGACUUUUCUUUGACCAAUUCACAAACUAACAUGUUAAAACUGCUGCGAACAGCGAAAAACAUGACCAAUAUCAACCCUUCAAGAAUUGACUCCCCCAAAAGAACAGCUGAUUUUAUUCAGAGGGGUUCUUUGAUUAUGGACAUGGUCAUGGAUAAGGGAAACUUGGUAUUUUCUGAUAACAGAUCCUUUCAGACAAAGGACAACUUUUUUGGUGACAACAUAAGUGAACUGCAGACACUUCCUGGCAAUCGACACAAGGACAACCUGAACAAUUAUGUUUUCCAAGGGCAGCAUCCUCUCACACUGAAUGAAUCCAAUCCAAAUACAGUAGAGGUUGCAGUAACAACAGAAGCAAAAGUCAACUCCCGACCCAGGCAGCUUUGGAUGAAAUCUGUUGAAUCUUUACGCCAAGAUUCUGUACGUCAGGGCCAAGGAUCCCAGAGAGAAAACGGGUCUGAGGAAAACAGGCAGCUUUCAUUGAAAAGCCAAAGAUACCUUCCUGAAGAGAUUGUUCAUUCAGAUGUCUCAGAGACAUCAAGCAGAGCUACUUGCCACAUGGAAGCUGAAAACAACAACAAGCACCACAAAACCAAGGACAAUUUUAAAAAAAGGACAGUAGCAUCAAAAUACCCAAAAGACACUAGUGAUGUGGAACUGACAUAUCUGAAAACCAAACAGGGCUCUCCACGGGAUAAAAUCUACACGAUUGACGCUGACAAGGAGCCAGGGUUCCGCUUGGACACACCUCAGUACAUUGAAAACAUUGUCCUUCCAGAACCUGUAGAGCUUCCUGAUGUUUACCAAGAUCACAACGACAACUACAGGAAAGCCGAGCACGCCAACAGGACUCCAUCACAUAAUGAAGACAGUCUUCCAAAUAAUGACCAGUUUAAACUCUAUGGAAAGCACUACACUCUCAAAGAAAAAAAUACUUCCCUAGGUGACAUGAACGAUAGGUUCAGGCAGAAUUCCACGCACUGCAGGAGCUGUCUCUCCAACAUGCCCACCUACGCGGGGCACUACUCGACCAGAUCUCCCUAUAAAUGCGAUGCGUGCUUGCGGAUGGGGAACCUCUAUGACAUUGAGGAAGAUCAGAUGCUGCAGGACACCACGAACUUAUCACUUCCUGAAGAAAUAUAUGAGCGUACUUGGUCACAAAGUAGUGCUCUGCAAUAUUCUAAAAAGAAUAAACUGAGGAUUAGCAGGCAACACUCUUUUGAUAAUAUCGCUGAUAAGUCCAGGGAAAUUGAUAUUGGAAGACCUUCUCGUAGUAUAAGCUUGAAAGAAAGAGAGAAAUUUCUUCAAAGUAGUCCAUAUGCAAGCAUGUUUAGUGUUCCCUCAAGCAAACUGUUGGGCAACAAGGCCUCACUUUUAACCCAUGCUCUGGAGGACAGUAAGAGGAGCAAGUCCCUGUACGCUGUUCACUCAGAUGAUAACCCCUUCCUGCACUCCUAUCGUGAUGACCAGCAUUUAUCUCUUAGGCGAAGUCCAGCUGAUCUUUAUAAACAUUCAUUGCCAACAAGAGGAAGAAAUGAUAAUUAUUUAAGGUCAUCCAUACAGUCUACAGCAUCAUACUCUUCCAGGGAUGGUCGGAUCCAUAAUGACAUCUGCUGCUAUACUUGAAGAGGAGAAAAGAAUCUUCCUGCAUAAGUGGCCAUCCUUUCUGUACCUUUCUGGAUGGUGCUGGUGACUUGUUACAUUUUCCUGAUUACAGCUCUAGCAGUUUGUUGGUCAUUCCUAUCACCACGAUUUCCUGUGACUCCAGCUGGAACUGAAUCAGGCUGUAAAUGAUUUGGGCCAUUCUUGGUAGCAUGUCCUGUAGUGUUACACUGCUCCUGGACGACACCUUUUGUGGAGGCAGGAUAUUGAAUUGCUGAGGAAUGCAGUAGGUACAUGGAAGUAAAAACAGAUAUGUAGACAUACCUGCCUCUUGCUUUUUUUCCUCUUUUGAAGAUAUUGUAGAAUUUCUUCAUGUUUUUGUCUUUCCCUUUUCACCACAGUAAAUUUUCCUUUUUUCUCUCAGAUAGAUUUUGUGUUCUGCUUGUGUUUCUUAGAACAGUGUAGCCACCCACUAAUUUAAAAGCAUGGAAAUAAGAUAUUUUAAUAUAUAAGAUAAAAUAAGGGAAAAUUAAGAGAUUUUGCAUUUCUGGAAAAUUUAAUUUAAUGUUUUUGCAGCUUUUGCUCAGAAUUCAUUACUCUGCUAUCUAAGAAGCUUGGUUAGGAAAAAAAGAGUGCUGUGGACAAACAGAAAUGAAAUCACCGCCAGCUCACUGUGUUUUGGCAGCAUCUCAUAAAUACAUGUCUCUUUAUGGUCUUUCAGGAACAUUUAAGAGGUGAAAUAAGGCUCACAAGAGAAAUCAGGUGUGGUUGUUUGUUUUUUUCCUGAUGAAAGCAAAUAUUUUUAUAUAGUUUUUAAGGAAGCAAAGGCUAGAGCUGUGAGAGUAGCUUUGGGUUUCUGUGCUGGAAGGCUGAGCUCUGUUAGCAGUGGGGAGAGAGAGAAAGCAAGAGGAAGAAAGCUCCCUGUGGAUGGAAGUUCAGAGGACUGAAGGCUCUGGAGCAGUUAUGUGGGGGAUGUGUCCAGAAAUAUAUUACCUCUUGCUGUUGACUUUUUAGAAAGUAUAGGCUCCUAACUCAUGUAGCUCAGUUAGGUGGGCUUAGAAAAGCAAUGCUCUAUUUACCCCCAGCCUCAAAAAUCUGCCAGUGAGUACCAUGUUCAGCCCUGGAGGUGUUAUAAGUUCCUGUGCUCAUGAAAAUAGGGGUUUUUUUGGGGGUUUGCAAUACCCCCUGCAUAGUUGGGAUGAUAAUUUGCUUUAUACCAUGUGACUGCCCAGCAAGGGUGAAAAGUAUCAGAAUCUAAUCCUUGUGUAAUAAAUUGCUGCUUUCAUAUUUCUGCAGUGUACCAUUUGCACCUUAGAGAUGGGGAAGGUUUUGGUACUGCUCCCUCCCUUGCUGGGUUUAUCAAUGUAGAAUGGAAAUUGUGUCACAAAUCUAAGGGUCUGAGAAUCUACCUGGAUUUAGGAAGAAUUCAAGAGGGGAAAUUUUUUUUUGUUAUUUUACAUUGCAUUUAAGAUAUUUGAUAUAUAAAACCUAGUGAAAACAGAACUUUUAUGAAAAAAAAUCCUCUCCUACUUAAUAUAAAAGAGUAACUAUCCUGUGGCUUGGCUAGAUUGUGUCAAGUGUUAAUCAUCACAUUCUGUGCUUCUUUCAAGAUGAGUGUCAUCCAUUCCCUUCUCCCCCAGCUCUGGUCCUAUCUUAGCUCAAAAGUCCUUUUAAAGCAGAUACCUUUCCUGAGUAGGACAGUCUGGUUUGCAACAUAAAAACAGCUUUCCAGGGAUAGACUUAAAUUAUUUUCUCAGCAAUGAUUUCUUUUUUUUGCUAAUAUAAACUUCCUUUUUAUUGAGAGCUGAGCCUUCCAAACUUAGCAGUACUGAAGGAACUUCUGAAAGAACAUAAAGGCCUUUCAAAAUGUGACUUAUGAUACAAGCCAUUUCCCUGCCCAAACUCACCUGUACUGUCUUACUUAAAUGUACUGGCAGCAUGUCAGCAUUUGGGGGAGCUCAGUUUAAUCACAGCUUUGUGAUGUGGGUAUAAGCACAGACAGGAUAGUGGUGUGAUGGAAGAAAGGCUCGAUGUGCUGUGGCUGGAGUCACCUGUGAAGCUGUGGUUAAAUGGGAGUAGCCUCAGGACUGUGCUGUCUCUUCCAUGUUUCUGGUCAUGCAGAGUGUCUGUCUGUGUGCCCAUCCUGUCCCUGGUGUGAAGCUCUGUCCAGUUCCUCGCUGUCCUUGUGGAGCUGCCCCUUGCUCGCCCCAUUCCCGUGUCGCAGCGGUGUCUGUCAGAGGGGACGUGGCUGCUUGUGCUCUCAAGGGAGCUGCAAUCCUGCCCUGCUUCUCCCUGCCCUGCUGGGGAGGGUUCCUGCACUCUCUGUAAAUAAGCUCUUCAUUUAUUUCCCUCACUCAAGCUUUAACUUUUUUUUCCCCCUGCUUCUCUCGACCUGUGUACAGAGAAUGCGCUCUGAAAAUAUGUGCUCUUCCAAAGUCCUGUGGCUUUGGAAGCCAGGAAUACAGGUGUGCAUCACCCUGCAAUGCAGUGAAAAUGCACUUGGUUCUCCUCGUGGGAUCAUCAGCUUUUUUGUUUCAUACUGCAGAAUGUAUCUGCCAUGGUUUAAACUGUUCUUUUUUUAAAAAAAAAAUUCUGCCAUUCUAACAGCUGUAAGAAUCCACUGCUGAUUUUGUGAUGAUUUUGUCAUAUCUAUAAUUUAAGAACCAGAAAUAAUAUAAGUAAAAAUAAGUUACCUCACUAUUUACCAGGUUUUUGUUGUUUUGCGCUUAAAUGACAAUUUUUACUCCUUUUGCUUAAUUCUUUACCUGUAUUGGAAACAAGGCUAAAUUAGUAGAGAAUAUAGCCAUGCUGUAACAUUGUCAUGCAAUACCUUUAUUAAUAGAUAACCACACUAAAUAUAGUAUUACAUAUUUAAAAGAGAUGGGUUCGACUCUCCAGCUCUUAAAAAGUAGUGGUGAUAAGCAGUUAUACUACUAGAUGUUUUGUCCUUUCCCUUUUGUAUUAGUAUUUGUUUUCACUAAUAUAUUUCAAAAAUUCUAUUUCUGUGCACGUUAGAAAACUGUGAAAAUAAAUACCAAUAAAUAUUGUGAUACUUAUUCAGUGCACUGUAAAGUUCCAAGUGAGAUGGUACUUUGCUUCUGGGAAUUGAUGAAAGUUUCCUCACUUCUCAGAAAUGGUACUAAGCUUUAAUGUGGGAAAAUGGUAAUAUUUACAGUGACAUGAAAUUUUAAUGGAGAAUGUCUUGUUUUGCACUUCUGGUACUAUUAGAAGAAAUGAUAUGUUUUUCUCAGCAAAUGCAUUAUGAGAUUACAUUUUUAAAUUUGUUUUGUGCAUUGCAGUACAUAAGAAUAACCGCUUUGAAGAGAUUUGUGUUACUUCAUUACUACAGCAUUUUUUUGUCUGAUAAUGUUUUUUCCUGAGCCCGUUGAAUAAUGGUAUUUAAUGGCAAAAACCUUUUCGGGAAUGUAUUUUGGCUUCUGUCUCACAUUGCAAACCCUGGACUUGGACUCAGUGAUGCAGUGGAAGGCCCUGGUGAGGCUGCUCUGCCUUUCUGCGCUCCUGGGGACGGGGACCUUCCUUGUUCCCAGCUGGGACCAGAUUAGAGGAGUCCAGGACACUUUUGGAGGAUGUGCUGUGCAACAAUGCAAGUGUAAAUGAUCUUCAAAAGUGAAAAUAAAAAUAAGUUGGAGGCUCACAGUUAGCCACACUAGUUGUGGGGCGGGGGGGGGGGGGUGGUUUGUGACAGAGGUCUGCAGUUUCUGGAGGAGAUGAUAAUUUUUAACUAAAGUAAUUUGAAUUCUACUUAAGUUUCUGAAAGUAACUGAAAAAGCGGGAGUUUCCUUUUUCUUUUAAAGCCAAAGUCUUUACGUUUUCAUAUGAGGUUUCACAGGAAAAUGGGCCAAAGAAUACAAUUAAAUAUGCAAAUGGUUAAUCCUAUGGAAAAGGGUAUCCUGUUAUCUUGAUAUGCACAAGUGUAUUAAUGGUAAUAGGAACAAUGUGUGUAAUUUUCCUGUACAUUGCUAUGUAGGUUGCACUAUUUUGAAUGACACAAGCCUGAUAUUUUAAUUACCAAAUACCAUAAGAUGCUGUUUAUUAAUAGUUGAAACUUGUUAACCUAAAUAUAUAUACAGUAUACACAGGCGUGCGUGCAUACACCUUCCAAGCAGUCAUGCGUGAGUAAUCUCCCAGAGCUGUGGGACACAUCUCAGCAGUGCUUUAUUUUAAGUGGUUUUCUCCUUCCCAAACCUCCCACAUCUAGAAAUCCUCUAGCAGCUUUUAUUGUAGUGUUUGAUACUGGGUACAGAAGGGGUUAAAGGACUGGUUUGGGUCAGGACUGCUCUGUGCUAGGACACAUGGAAACAUUCAGAAAGUUGCUGUCCAAAAGAGCUGGAAUUGAUGCUUGCUGUAAUAACCAAGCCAUAGGAAAAGGAUUGCUUUUCAUGCUGGUUUAAAAUUCUUGGCCAGAGAGGCUCUGUUGGCCGGGUGACUGAUCUUAAACUCAGUCUGGACUUAGACUGACCUUAAACUCGGUAUUAGUUCAUGUGAUCCACAUCUGUUACUUUAGGUAGCUGAGGAAGGAUCCUCCAGAACAAAAUCCCCAGGGAAGAGGAGCUGGAGUGUGCACCAGUGUGUUCUCCCAUGCAGACUGGGCAGGCUCCAAAAUGGGUUUUUCAUGCCUGGCAGGAUUUAGCAGUGGUGGGUAAGGCACAAUCGCAUCUCUCCAUGCACAGGCUUUUGUGCUUGCUAGUACUGGUGAUGUGGAGAUUUCCACUGAGGAAUAAGUGUGGAAAUGGCUUCUUUUCUAAAUUUAUACUGCUCUAGCUAAAACUUAAAAAAAAUACCUUGGAAUCAUUUGUUAGAAGUAAUUAUUGAGCUGUUUUUGAAGGUUGUAUUAUUACCAAAUUUUCCACCUUAACCAAGAAACAAUAAAUUCUGUAGGGUCAGACUUUAUUUACUGCUCAUUGCAAGUAUGUUUUGGAGUAGAACUUGGUUUCAAGAAAAUUUUUGCUUAGUCUAGGUUUGGGUUACAAAUGUGGAAAAAACACCUUUUGACUUAAAUAGGGGUGUUUGAGGGAGUGAUGGGAGGGCAGAUCCUAAAUGCAGUUCACGCUCAGAUUUUAAAAAUCUCCAUGUUUUAAAACCUCAUGUUGCAGAGGUUUGGAAAUUGCAUCAUGUUAAAUUGUGUACAGCUAGGAAGGAAACCAGUGCAAUUCCAGUAAGAGCUGUUAGCACUUUAUACUUGAUAUCAGGUAAAAUAUUUAGGAGUAGUCUUGCUCAUUUCAGAACAUCCAUUUUGCACCAACGAUGAACAGCCUGAUCUCUCUGUCUUCUCACUCACACCCAUGCACAGUGGAUCUCGUGCCUUCCCUGCUAAAACCAGGAGGCACAAACAGAAUUCAUUAAUGUGUUAGGCAAACUCCUAACUGAUUCUUAACCCAUCACUGCAUUUUAUACAAAAUUUGCAUCCAUAGAUGCUAGGGUCUCACAAGCACUUCACCUGUGAGUUAAUAAUGUUGAUUUUAAUUCAUCAGAUUCAAAUUCACACUAAACCUUAAGGGUAUUUUGUGCUUCCUUUCAUCCUGUUUAAGGAUAUUUGUGGGCUUAGAUGAAACACUAAUAUUUCUGUGCUGCUAAACAAAACCCACCAGAAAUAUUUUAAAAAUCUUAAAUUACACUUUGAAAAACAUUUUUUACCUGUUUACUUGAAUAAUGUCAAUUUAAUGUGUUGUCUUGAUCAGUUUUUGUACAUAUACAUGUGUAUAUAUAUAAGCUAUAUAUAAAUAUGUAUAUGUAUAAAGUUUUUUGGGGAGAAUGAGGGGCAAGACAGAAAUUCAGAGUUGUGACAAAGAUUCUAUAAUAAUUUAUUAACAGUUUCAAGUAAUAUAUUGUUGUUUUGAGUUUGAUUAGAAGUUAAUUGCAGUUGAACUAUGAAAAAUGAAAUGCAACCGAGAAAAAGAAUUCACAAUAUUAACUUAGGAUUUUUUAAACAAAGAAAACUAGAAUAUUCUUUUUUUGAUAGGAGAAAAGAACUACAGGUGUAAUAGUUUGUAUCGAUUACAUGGAGCACUAACCUACAAUACACUAGGAGAAAUUUGCAUGCCAAAAAAAAAUUCUACCAGAAAUCUUGGAACCAUUCGAUUCCAUACACAGUAAAAUAAAAAUCCUGUCACUUCUGUUAUUUCCUAGUACAAUUUGCUGUAGCAGUCUCAAAAGCGUCAUACUUCAAACCAAAGUGUAAGUCACAAAUUUCUGAUUACUGGCAAAGAAUAGUAGAGAUUUGAAGAGCUCUUUACAUCUGGGAAAACAAAUCAGGAUGUUAGAGUAGAAAUAAAAGAAUAUUGGUGAAGUGGAAUCAACUAUAAAAUAAUUAUGUUUUUAGAGAAUCCAGAAUUCCAUUAUAAAAUUCACAAUCUAAUGGAUUCUUCAAGAGAAAGGGUUUGGGGGAAAAGGGAAGUUUUAAAAUCUAGUUUUGACAUUCCAAUUACUGCCUGUUUUUUUAGCUAGGUUUAGCAAAGUGAAAUGAGUUAGAGCACACGCAGUUUCAGCUGCUGUGUGGCACUGACACGCGAGCACCCAGCUCCCCCUGCAGCCUCUGCCCCUUCCCUGACACCUGGGGGAGGCUGGAGCUGCCCCAGAGCACUGGGGGAGCUGGGGUCUCGCUCCUCUCUCCUGUGUUCACAUCCUGUCUCACUGCAGUUCACCCUGACCAUAUUCUAACCCAGUGCAUGACUGAGUGCUAAUACUGUAUAAAUAUUUUGAAACAUAUCUUUAAAGAAAAAAAAAAAAAGUUUGCUUCAAACUUUUUAUGAUAGAGAAAUAUAUAAUUAUUAUGGUUGUCUGACAAAUUGUAUUGUGUUAAUUUUUUUUUUUUUUUUUUGUUAAAUAUGUAGAAAAACAUUAAGGGAAUGGGGGACUUGAAUGUCUGUGUGUACUGAAAUGUAUAUAACUAUUUGGAAGAACACAUGUGCCAAGUAUAACAUGAUGUAAAAAUUGUAAAUAUAUGAAAAAUUCAUUUUUCUAAUAAAGAUAAUUUCUGCCAAUUAAUAU